AUGAUGAAGAGGAGGACGUGAAGUUUGAGAGAAAAAGAGAAAAAGAUAAGCCAAACAAAGCUUAAGAAUAAGAUCUUUUAAAACUACGUCGUUUCUUAUAAUUGUUCAAGAAGAUUCAGUUAUUCUGCAACUUCCGGUAGCCUCCACAGCAAAUCACCUCCGUUUUCCGGCAAAGAAUGCUUGGUUUCCGGUGAUGAGAUAUAAGAAUCAUAAUCACCUUCUGGAUUUAUCUGUACAAAGAAAUUUUAGAUUAGAUGGAGCGCAAUAGAGAAGCUAGAAGAGUCAGUAUGGCAGCUGGUAAUGGCUUAGCGUCAAGAAGACGACACCGAAGUGGUAGCCUAAGAGACUCUCCCGAAGACGACGGACCGGUGGAGUUACAAGAAACGGCGAGAUUAAGAGAUCGAGGACCGGUAAAAAAAGAUCGGGAACGAGAUCGGGAUCGAGAGCGUGACCGGGACAGAGAGCGUGACCGGGACCGUGACCGCGACCGAGACAGGGAGCGCGAGCGGGAGAGGGAGAGAGAUCGGAUGAUGAGUAGCGCUAGUAGAGGGAAGAGAAGACGAGGAGAUAGAUUGAUGCACGGGAAUAGUAUUAGAGAAGACGGAGGCGUAAACGACGAUAGUUCUGAAGAAAGUGUAAACGACGAAGAAGAAGACGACGACGACGACGGAGCUGCGGGUUUAGGUUUAGGUAGUUCGAUGAGGAUGUUACCGCCGAAUCCUUCCUCUAUUUCUUCUUCUUUGUCUAAUCAUCAUCACCGUAAAAGCUUCCCUCCGCCGUCCAAAGUUUUUAGGUCAGCGGCGGCGGCGCCAGUUAAUACAGCGGCAGCAGCCGUAACAACAUCGCCGUGGAAGGCGCCUGAUGAAAUGAUUGGCGUGUCGGUUCCUAGAAAAGCUCGGUCAGCUUCAACUAAAAGGUCUCAUGAAUGGGCGUCAAGUUGUGGAGUUGGUGGUAGUGGUGUUGAGCAAAUUCACGGCCAAGCUUCUCCGUCUCCGGUGAGAUCGAGUGGUCCUAGUGCUAUGUUAGCUUCGGCUUCCGCUUCGCCUGCUCCGGUUUCGCCUCCGUCUUCAUCUAAUGCUUCAGUUAAAAAGAAAAUGAAGCCGAAUGGACCUAAGCAGAGACCGCCGAAAUCAUCACCGAAGUUCAAUAGUACUACUUCAAAUCAAGAAGAGAUUGAGAUCGAGAUUGCUGAAGUUUUAUACGGAUUGAUGAGACAACCUCAAGGUCCUUCAAAGCAAGAAUCAACAAACGAUUUGAUGAAGUUUGAAUCGAGAGAUUCGAGUAAUAAUAAUAUCAGUAAAUCCACUGGUGAUGCUAAAUCCAGAGUUUCAUCUCCGAUCUCUAAUCUACCUCAUUCUUCUUCAAUUCCGCCUACUAAUUCUAGCUCAUCCGCGGCUCCUAUGACUAUAAGUGCUCCAAAGAGAAAAAGACCAAGACCAGUGAAGUAUGAGGAAGAUAAUCCAUCAGUUUAUCCAGCAAGAAACAAUCCCAUUUCGUCUACAAUCAAGUCUGAUAUUGAUCAGCCUGCAAAAGUUGAAAAUUGUUCUCACAGUUUGGAUAAAAACUCAGGAUCUUUAGUUGAAAAUGGCGCUGUUUAUCUUGAUACUAUCGCCAAACAAGCUGCUGCACCAGCGUCAAUAGAGCAAAAGGUUGAGCUGGUGAAGUCUGAGAAUGAUCUGUUAUCUGAUUCAAAGCCGGCGAUUCAAGAAUCAGAUAGCAAAAGAGAUUCAGUUGUAAAUCAAGAAGAGCCCUCUCGGUCGCCUAGAAAAGAAUCUCCCUCCAUUUCUGCUAUGAGAUUGGAUGAUGAUCGCGAGGGAGCCACAGCCGCUAAAACAAAUUCGACUGUUUCUGAGAUUGAAACCGUGCGAGAAGAGAAGUUCCAAAUAGAUCUAAUGGCUCCACCCCCAUUAAGAUCAUCUCCAGAAAGGGACAGCGAGGUUGAUUAUGUGGCUGUAGAUCCUAAAGCAGUAGUCACAGAUAUGGAAAUGGAAAAGAAGUCCACGGUCAAAGAAGUUAAUAAGGCGGUAAGAAUCGGAAAAGAUGGGAGUAUGGGUUCUGAGGAGAAAAAGGAAAAAGUCAUUGCUGAAGAAAUUGAAUCCCAGAAACCAAUUAUUAAAGAAAGAAACAUUGAUCUGCAGCUCGAUUUGGAGAAAUCUGACAGAGAUAGCGGCAAUGUUACCGGAAGUGGUAACAAGGCGCAUCACCAUGUUCAGAAGCAACCGAACAGUGACAAAGCUGCUCAAUCAAAUUCCCUUCCUUUGCCUAUGUCUAUGGCGAGCUGGCCUGGUGGGCUUCCUCACAUGGGAUAUGUGGCACCUCUGCAAGGAGUUGUAACUAUGGAUGGGAGCUCUGUACCUCAGGCAGCUAUACAGCCUCCACAUUUGCUUUUUAGCCACCCGAGGCCAAAAAGGUGCGCUACGCAUUGCUACAUUGCACGGAAUAUUCAUUAUCACCAGCAAUUUACAAGGAUGAAUCCCUACUGGCCAGCAGGGGCCGCUGGUUCUGCUUUGCAAUUUGGGGCAAAGCCAUGCAAUGUGAAUGUAGUGCCUUCAACUGAUUUGCAUGCCGGGAGGGCUAUUAACGCUGCGCAAGAAAAGGGUCAGAGUCUGGCCAUCUUCCCUGGUCAGAGUGUAAAGGAUAAGAACUCUCAAGCUGCCAACAUUGUAGAUGCUGCGCAAAGAAAGCAAAUUUUGCUUCAACAACCACUACCUCCAGGAGCACCCAGUAAUAUCUUGCAUGGUCCUGCUUUCAUCUUCCCUUUAAAUCAGCAACAGGCAGCUGCUGCAGCUGCUGCUUCAGUCCGACCUGGGACUGUGAAGUCUCCUCCUGGUCCAGGUAGCGCACCUUCGUCAAGCACCUCUAGUUCUGCGUCAUUGAAUGCUGGUGCUACAGCAAUGAGCUUCAACUACCCAAAUAUGCCUGGCAAUGAAACCCAGUACUUGGCGAUAUUGCAGAAUAGUGCAUACCCAAUUCCAAUUCCUGCACAUGUAGGGGCAACACCAACUUAUAGAGGAACCCCCUCGCAGGCGAUGCCUUUCUUCAAUGGGUCUUUUUAUUCAUCCCAAAUGAUCCAUCCUUCACAUCUUCAACAACAACAGUCCCCAAAUCCACACUCUCAACAGGGGCAACAAGCUCACCAGAAUGCAAGUAUUUCCAGUUCUUCAUCAUCUCAAAAGCAUCUGCAGAAUCAGCAGCAGAGGCCUCAUGGAAGUAUUAAUGGUGGCAAUGGAAAUUUGCAAAGCUUUUCUACUUCAAAAAACCAGUCAGCGCAGCAACAGCUGCAGCAUCGGCAGCAGAUGCAGAACCAGAAUGCCCCCCAUCAUGGUCGCCAGCAUGAGAGUGAUUUAGGUGAAGAUAGCCCUUCUACUGCUGAUAGUCGAGUUGCUCGAGCAACCAUGAAUAUAUAUGGUCAGAAUUUUGCAAUACCCAUGCAUCCGCCAAAUUUUGCUUUGAUGGCUCCAUCAAUGAGUGGGGCAACUACUACAAGUGGCAAUCCUGGUGAAAAGAAACAACAGCAGCAAUCACAAUCACAAGGCUCUAAGAUUGAGCCAUCUCAGGCCUUUGCCAUGUCAUUUGCUUCCAUUAAUGGAGCCACAGCUCCUCCGAGCCUUGAUAUGGCAUCAAUUGCACAGAAUCAUGCUAUUCUACAGAGUCUUCCAGAAGCUGCCAGACAAGGGUAUCAGUUUAUGGCAGCUGCGGCUGCCCAAGCAGCUCAGCAGAAGAAGAAUUACCGUGCUUCUGAAGAAGGGAAAACUGGUGGUACUGCUGAUGGUCCAAAUGCAGAAGAUGACAGGAAGACGAUUCCAGGAGGAAAGUCACAGGCAACUGCUGGGCAGUCGAUUGCUUUUUCUCGGCCAGAUUUAACAGAUGCAUCUGUUUUAACCAUGCCAGGCAACACUGUGAUUGAUAGCUCUGUACGACCAUUCAAUCUAGGAUCUGCUCCUGCUCGGACCAGUGGUUCUGUUAUGUCAGCCUCUAUAAGCACUGGAAAUGCUACUAGUAUACAGCAGCAAAUGCAGCGCAAUCAACAGCAACAUCAGCAACAGCAACAACAUCAACAACAGCUUCAACAACAACAACAGCAUCAACAACAACAACAUCAACAUCAUCAGCAAAUGAUUCAACUCCAAAAGCAGCACCAAUUUGCAGCAGCAGCUGCGGCUUCUGCUCGAAGCAAAACGCCCACAACUAAUGGGAGUGUAUACCCAGAACACAUUCCUUCAUCUUCGUCAAUGUCUGCCAAGUUCUCUAAUGCACUCUCAGGGUUUCCCUCAAAUCUUAUACAAAGCGGCAAUAGUCCGGCUCAGUCUCCACAAUGGAACAAUUCUGUCAGAACCACUACAUCCCGAGUUCCUUCGCCAUCUCUUGCCUCCACUUCAACAUCCCUUAAGAACCUUCCCCAACAGCAACAAGGCCGCAUGCAACAAGGACACACACAGAUAUCUUUCGCUGCCAAUCCGAAAGCGUCGGGCGGACCGCAAGGACAGCCAACCCCUAACGGUAAUCAGUCUCCAUCUCCUCCAGUGGCAGUUGGUUCUCCAACUACUUCAGUUUCUAAGAGUGCUGGUGGGAGCCCAAGGACAACAUCAAAUUCCACAAGUAACAAAGGGGGGCAAUCGUCUACACUUUCCUCUCAGCAGGCCAAGAAUUCCUCGUCAGCGCCUGCACAGAAGUCAUCUCCGGUGGGUGGGAGGAAUGUUCAAUCAAUUCUCGGGCAUCCCCAAAAUUCAACGUCAUCUUGUAACUCAGCUACAAAGUCUCAGGUACAGCAGCAGCAGAUUCCGAAGCAUGCACUGCAGCAAGCACAGAUGAUAUACACAAAUAGUUUUAUGCAAGCUCAAGUUCAGCAUGCUGCAGGUUCAACACAUUCAAAUCCCGCAAGUGGGUUUUAUCUCCAAAGACAUCGUAGUGACCAGCAGCACCAGCAACAAGGCUCGUCGGUGACAUCUUCAGGAGGGAUGAUGCUUUGUCCUGUGUCAAUGUCAAAUGCCACUACUACCGAUCCUGCAAAGGCAGUUGCAGCCGCAGCUGCUGCAGCAGCUGCAAAUAGUAUGAAAGGUGGUGGCUUGUCUUCGCAGGGGCUUAUGCACGCCCAGUUUGCUGCUGCACAGUCUUCCGGCAAGACACAUCUCCUACCUGCUAGUUUCCCAUAUGUUCAUGCUGUUCAGGUGAAGCCAGCAGAGCAGAAACAACCAGCUGCGGAUUAGAAUGCCUCCACUACAUUAUAUCAUGGCAACCCCCAGAUGGUGAGCGCCGAAGAUAGCCACCCGUGCUGAAUGAGAUUUGGGUGAACGGGGAUCUUAUCCCCUUUGGCAGUCCGGGAAGCAGCGGACAUAGCCCACGAUUUUGGAAAACAAGUCGAGCCAGUGGGAUGGUAUGUGUACUGAGGUUUUGCUUGCAUUGUUCUGUUGCUCUAGUGUAUAUUAAUCAUCCUAACCGGACAAUGUGCAAAUGAAUCAAAGGAAAAAAAAAAGAAGAGAUCAAAGAAGAUGAUGAUAAUGAGCGUGAGAGAAGAAAAGAAAAAGAUUUGUAUUUUCCUUGUUUAGGGAUAGCAAUGGAGGAUUUAAUUUUCAGUUUUAGUAGAAUUUUCCUUUUUCUCUUUUGGGGAUCUAAUUAUAUUUUCCAGGAAAGAUGAGUAGUAAUUAGACAAAUUUAUAUAUGAACAUAUAUAUGCAGAGGGUGUGUAUGUAUCUGUUAAAACCCCCCUCUAAUUUUUUCAAAUUUAGCCUUCAUUAAGUUUCUCA
This is a messenger RNA of Mercurialis annua (annual mercury), 5744 nucleotides long. Its product is annotated as protein TIME FOR COFFEE. The record is from RefSeq and is a predicted model, not a curated record. NCBI's taxonomy places the organism in Eukaryota, Viridiplantae, Streptophyta, Magnoliopsida, Malpighiales, Euphorbiaceae. The transcript has 12 exons. Gene Ontology annotation, cellular component: nucleus. Bases 255 to 5207 code for a protein of 1650 amino acids. Gene Ontology annotation, biological process: regulation of circadian rhythm.